Alternaria conjuncta is the source of this 1218-nucleotide messenger RNA. RefSeq lists its product as uncharacterized. Lineage: Eukaryota; Fungi; Ascomycota; Dothideomycetes; Pleosporales; Pleosporaceae. The coding region runs from base 1 to 1218 and encodes 405 amino acids. The transcript is spliced from 2 exons. The record is from RefSeq and is a predicted model, not a curated record.
AUGGCGACACCUCAUCCAGAGAAUCCAAUACCGCCGGCUGGAACCCUCAAGCGAGUUCAUGAUAUGCUUGACAAAGACUGGGCCAAACUAGCGCCAUCCACGAAGAGGAUCAAGACCUUAGUCCACGAUAAAGAACGAGCACCCCUUAUUGUCCAAGCACUAUCGCGUGGAAAAGAUCGCCUUGCUUCCACUCCUUACGCCUACGAUAUACGCGUCGCCUGGGAAACCUGGAAGAGCUACGCGGAGUCUCUUUCUCCCAAAAUCUACCUUGAGGGACUGAAGAGGAAACGCAUCUUUUCCAAGUCCAACUACAACAGAGAAGUACGUCGUUCUGUAUGUCAUGGACUUCUCGAGAAGAUUACAGCGCGAGAGAUUCGGGACCAGAUAUACGGAUAUCUUGUUGAACCGGGUACCGUUAGGCUGGUUGGGAUUGUAGAUCACGACCACCUUCACUACAACGACUAUGGCCAAGGCAGUACAUACGUGGGUAAACGCGGAAGAGCCUGUUUGUCUAUACAAAACCGUGAACGUUGGACAUUCGAUUUGCAAUGUUCGCGGUUGGAUCUAUCGGACAUCUGGCUGUGCGAGCGUGUCGGCCACAAUUUCUUGGUUGAACUUGUGGAGCACUGGUACAGAGUCAAUACCUUCGCCAUCUGGGAACCGGAUGACUUAUCUCUCGUCGCCGAUCUCGCUACCCAAGAUCGCUGGCAGCUGGGCAUUGUGCCACGCGACCAUAUCAGGAAUGUUCAAUUCAAGAUGUCCAUGGCUUUCGUCGAGCGAGAUCGCCAUGGUGUACCGCCAUGGCAACUGCCACUGCUGCGCCACCGAUUGGAACAGUUACUGCAGUUCAAUCGGGGUACCACGAUUAGACUCGGGAUUAUCAGCAGCCGAACAACUAGAAGCAGGUCCCGCCGGAGCGCAUUUUCACACGGCAUUAUGGAGGUGGCCUUGUGGGCACGAGAUAAACGCAUUCUUUGGGAGCGCGGCGUACCCGAGAAAUUGGAGUUUGUUAAGGAUCUGGAGAGCGGACUCUUCGACACAUUCAAGAAGCUAUGUGCAGCUGGGCUCCGUUUGGUGUUCAAGGUGGAUGAUGGUUUGGAGUUCUCCGUCAAUAAAGAGGAAGAGAUCACCUAUGAUUUGUGGGUGGAGAAGAUACUGGCUUAUCAACCGGCGAGGAGACAGCGCCACUACUUCGAUUGGAGAAUACAAACGGACUAA